AGAAAGUUCGGGUUAAAGGUGUCCUUACCAGAGCAUGCCGCGGAAAAGGGAAAAUACAUUAUAUAAAUCCCUGUAGAGCCUUACUGCGGUUAUAUUGAGAGAGAAGGCGAGAAGUCAUUUCUAUUUGCACAGACAAAACGUUUCCUGAAGUGUAGCAAGACACUAGAAGAGCACAGAAACUCCUGAAAGCUUUUACCGACACAAAGUCUAAAUCUCUGACAAAGUUAUCGCCGAUCGAUAUGAAGACGCAUCUCCUAUCACAUCUCGUUGUGCUGUGGUGCGUUACCCUCUGUGCUCUGGCAUCAGAAAAGGAAAUUCAAGACCAGGAACUAGGGACCAAGGACGAGCGGGACUAUCAGUUGGAAAAGCGUGCAAGCGAUGAUCUCGAAAAACGUCUAAAAAAACUGGAGGAAAAAAUCGAUGCUCUUUUUAAAGGAGGGGUAACUGUCCCGUGGCUUAGAGGCAGGGAUGGACGCGAUGGAAAGCCAGGCAAGGAUGGACGCGAUGGAAAGCCAGGUAGAGAUGGAAAGGACGGUAAACCAGGAGUGAACGGCCCUAAAGGAGCGCCCGGUGCUCAGGGAGGGACUGGUGCGAGGGGUCCCCCCGGUCCCAGGGGGUCCUCUGGUGUACAGUACGUGCGAUGGGGGAAGACCUCGUGCCCACGCUCUGCGCGGCUUGUCUACAAAGGCCGUGUUGGCGGGGAGCACUUUACCCACUCUGGCGGUGCGGCGCAGUACGUGUGUCUCCGCGAGAAACCCCAGUACAUAAACUACACCCCAGGACAUCAGGCCAGCGGCUACAUGUACGGCGCCGAGUAUGAAGUCAGUGACCGCAGUCCCUUCACACGUGGAAAAGCCCUACAUGACCACGAUGUCCCGUGCGCCGUGUGUUACGUCCCGUCCCGCAGCACCCAGCUCAUGAUACCCGCAGUCGCCCGCUGUCCCGCGGGGUGGUCCCGCGAGUACUAUGGCUACCUGAUGACGUCGUAUUACGGUCACAAGCACUCAAGUCAGUUCGUGUGCGUGGAUCACGAUGCCGAAUAUAUCCCGGGUAGUGGCGCUAAUCUUAACGGAGCACUGCUGUACCCCGUGGAAGGGGUGUGUGGGUCACUACCGUGUCCCCCGUAUGUAGCAGGGCGUGAGCUGACAUGCGUAGUCUGCACCAAGUGAUUGUUGUAACUCUUUUAUGACUGACGGAAUAAUAGUAAAAUAACUGUAACUUGUUGGGUAAACAAACUGUUCUUCUCGUUCCACAUCUGUUGUAUGACUGAUUGAAUGAUAAAUAAAGGAAAAAAGAUGAAGCGCU
Molecule: messenger RNA, 1305 nt
Organism: Nematostella vectensis (starlet sea anemone)
Lineage: Eukaryota; Metazoa; Cnidaria; Anthozoa; Actiniaria; Edwardsiidae
Product: short-chain collagen C4
Exons: 8
Coding region: 240-1169 (309 amino acids)
Source: RefSeq, a predicted model, not a curated record